CUUCUCAUAAAAAUGAAGUUGAUAACUCUUUUAAUAAUCUUCUCUUUGGUGCUAGGCAUUGUCUCUGCUGAUGAGCCACAAUGUGGAAGGGAUGCAGAAGGUGCCUUAUGCCGAGACAACUUGUGUUGUAGUCAUUGGGGUUUUUGUGGUUCCACAGCCAUCUAUUGUGAAGUUGAACAAGGUUGCCAAAGCCAAUGUUGGAGUUCACCACCUCCACCAAGCUCACCUCCUCCUCCUCCAAGCCCGCCUCCGCCAAGUCCACCACCGCCUAGCCCACCUCCGCCUAGUCCCCCACCGCCUAGCCCGCCUCCGCCCAGCCCGCCUCCUCCAAGCCCGCCUCCACCUAGCAGCCCAGAAAGACCUGAUCACCGUUGUGGAUCAGACCUUGGAAGUCCUCCUUGUAAUCCAGGAAGAUGUUGUAGUAGAUAUGGGUGGUGCGGCGAUGGAUCCGCUUAUUGUAGUGGGUCAAAUUGCCAAUACCAAUGUUGGAAUUCUCUCCUUUCUGCUCUAAUUCCAAAUGGCAAUAAUGCUAUUAGCAAGAUCAUUAGUAAAUCCGUUUUCGAUGAAAUGUUUAAGCACAGGAAAGAUUGUCCAAGUCGGGGAUUUUACAGUUAUGAUGCUUUCAUCAUUGCUACUACAUCUUUCCCUCAUUUUGGUACAACUGGUGAUAUUACAACCCGUAAGAGGGAGCUUGCUGCUUUCUUUGCUCAAACCUCUCUAGCAACCACAGGUCAACGGUUUGAUUCACAAGAUCCAUAUGCAUGGGGAUAUUGUCAUAUCAAUGAGACCACCAAUGGAAAUGAUAACAAGUAUUGUACAUCUGCUCAUUGGCCAUGUCCUUCUGGCAAAAAAUAUAAUAGUAGAGGAGCCGUGCAGCUCACUCACAAUUACAAUUACGGACUUGCCGGUGAAGCUCUUGGAUUAGAUUUGAUAAACAAUCCCGACUUGGUGGCUACAGACCCAGUUGUAUCAUUUAAGACCGCCAUAUGGUUUUGGAUGACUCAUCACGACAAUAAACCUUCCUGCCAUGAUAUUCUGAUCAAUGCUAAUUCUAAAGUUGGUCAAGUACUCCCAAGCUAUGGUCAUGUGAUUGGUAACAUAAUAAAAAAUUCUGGAUAUCAAAAUGGCCUUAUUACCAAUACUAUUACUACUAGUAAUGGGUACUAUAAGAGGUAUUGUGAUAUGUUGGGUGUGAGCUAUGGAGAUAGUUUAGAUUCUUGGUAUGAUCAAACGCAUUUCUCAGAAGUUGCUCGCAUCUAAGUGCAUGUGCUCUAAAGUAUGAGGACAAAAAUGGUGGCCUUAGACAAAAUAAACUGGGAAUAUUCUAGAUAUAUAGCUAGUUCGCUUCCAUGAUGAGAAGCUAGUUAUCGCUGGCUAUUACAUAAAAUGAGUCUCCUGAGUUUUGUAACAAAGUGGCUCGAUUACUCAGUGAUUGAGCUCUUAUGUUAUAUGAUGAAAUAAAUGUGCUGCCUCUAUGUUUAUAAUA
This is a messenger RNA of Morus notabilis, 1486 nucleotides long. Its product is annotated as mulatexin-like. Gene Ontology annotation, biological process: cell wall macromolecule catabolic process; defense response to fungus; chitin catabolic process. The record is from RefSeq and is a predicted model, not a curated record. NCBI's taxonomy places the organism in Eukaryota, Viridiplantae, Streptophyta, Magnoliopsida, Rosales, Moraceae. The transcript is spliced from 3 exons. The coding region runs from base 13 to 1260 and encodes 415 amino acids. Gene Ontology annotation, molecular function: chitin binding; chitinase activity.